AUGGCAACGGCACACACUAUCCAAAUCACACCCGACAAUACUGGGCUAUGGAAGAUUCAACAGAAUGAAGCCUCGGCAAAGAAGGCUACUGAACUGUUGCAGGAGGACCUCGAGAAACAUUAUGUGUUCUUCAAUGAUGAGGGAUACCAUAAUCAUAUAAGUCAUCAUAUCCUAGCCUUAUACGGCACAGGGGCCUCUCCCGAGCUUCUGAAGAAAGGCUUCGAUGUGAAUAAGACGUACCAAAGGCCAGCUCACAAGAUCCGUGAGAAUGUUGUCGAAGAGCUCGGAGACUGGGAGAAAGCUAAGAAGUAUCUUGGUAAUCGCAGAUAUUAUAACGAGUUCCUGGCCUUUUAUCAAAGUGAGAUCGACAAGCUAGGCUGGGAGAAGGCACUUAGUGAACACAUGUUCAAGGGCGACGAGAGAAGUGAAGACAUGCUGCUUCGGAUGGUUGCUGGGUUCCUUCACCCCAUAAUCCAGCUAAUGUACGGCAUCGAGUGGAAACAGCCUGCCAUAGUCGCCAUGGGUCUGGCCCAAGCAGCUGUCCAUGAAGAUGACCUAAAGGAGUUCCUAUAUACGACCGAAGAGACUGCCAAAUCAAAUACGGAACCCAUGCCAAGCAUCGAGAGCCUAUUAAAGGAAGUCAAGACGAACGAAAAGCUCACCAAAUCCAUCCAUGGCACAGAUGAGCCAACCAAAAUUAGUAAGGGCGUCUUUGGUAAAGCAUGGGACGAGAUUGUCGAGAUAGCGAGCAAGGUGAAGGUCAAGCCGGAAGAGCUAGACGAGAGAAAUGCAGAGAUGUAUCACACGGCCCUAUACGAAGGUGCCUCCGCAGCUUUCCAUCCUGGCAAGGAGCCCAAGUUCGACUUCUUCAUCAUGCACCAUAUUAAUAUUAACCCCAUAUACAUCAUCUUGAAUGGCCUGGACUGGGUCUCGAUUGAAACCAAAGUGAGGCUCCUCGAGUGGAAGAUACGACUCGACCUCGUCCAGUACGCAGCCAGAGGCUCUCCGCCCCUUGAGCUCGACAAUAUCGCCACAUACGUCCCGCGGGCUGGAAAACUGGCUCCAGUAGAUGAACAACUCCCUCUAAUGUACGCCCUAGAAGAAGAAGGUCACGGCAUCAAGCUCUUCCGCGCCGUCAGCAUCGCCCAAAAUCUAUGCGAGAAGUACGAGGACAAGCCUUGGGCUAGGAUCAAGGGGGACAUGUGGGCGAGGAUUAGUCACCUCGUCGUCGACUCGUUCCAGACGGAACCGCGGUGGGUGCGCGGUGCGGGCGAGGAUGAGUCGUGGGAUGUUAUUCCGGAUCGGGUGGAUGGUGCCAAUGGUUCUAACGGUGUCAAUGGCGUUUCGGAGAAGCUGGAUCAGGUCCAUCUUUAG
This is a messenger RNA of Daldinia vernicosa, 1374 nucleotides long. RefSeq lists its product as uncharacterized. Lineage: Eukaryota; Fungi; Ascomycota; Sordariomycetes; Xylariales; Hypoxylaceae. Bases 1 to 1374 code for a protein of 457 amino acids. Gene Ontology annotation, molecular function: oxidoreductase activity. The record is from RefSeq and is a predicted model, not a curated record. The transcript has 7 exons.